Molecule: messenger RNA, 378 nt
Organism: Schizophyllum commune H4-8
Lineage: Eukaryota; Fungi; Basidiomycota; Agaricomycetes; Agaricales; Schizophyllaceae
Exons: 2
Coding region: 1-378 (125 amino acids)
Source: RefSeq, a predicted model, not a curated record
AUGGAGCGGAAUGGGUUCAAGCGGUGGACGACGCAGAUGCCUACCUACCACGAUUUUGCCAUGGCAGGUUUUGCGAAGCGGCGUCCCAAAGUGUCCUUCGUUCACGCGAAUCCAGGAGGAGUAUGGACGCCGCUAUUCCGGCGUUCGGGGCCGCUGCUCAUCAGGAUCCUUGGGUACCUCCUUGCGCCUCUACUAUGGCUACUCUCCAUCACAGAGGAGCAAUGCGGGGAUCACUUGAUAUACGGGCUUUACCAGAGCAAGCCCGGGUUCAGCGACUUGGGAAAGCGGGGCGAUGUCAUCGAGCCGGGGUACAAGGGUACCAACGAGGGUGGAGAAGUUGUGGAAUUGGGCGUACAACCGACCUGGAGUACCGUAUAA